AGGACGUCUCUCGCUUCUCUGCCGAGGAAGGUGCAUAACGCGCGCUCGCAAAAACGAGCGCUCGCACCGCAAGCAAGCCGCGGUUAUGUUUCUCGAUGGAGAGCGCUUUAACGACAAUGGCAGCAACGUCCCCGUCGAAGAGAAGACUGCAGAAGGAGUUGAUGUCUUUAAUACGUGAGCCUCCACCAGGUGUGCAUGUAGAUGGAGAAUUGGCUGGACAAAACCUGACACAAUGGAUUGUCCAUAUGGAAGGUGCUAAAGGCACGCUGUAUGAGGGAGAGCAGUUUCAACUCCAAUUUAAAUUCAGUUCGAAAUAUCCAUUUGAUUCGCCAGAAGUGACUUUUAUCGGUGGAAAUAUCCCUAUACAUCCACAUGUCUACAGCAAUGGUCAUAUUUGUUUAUCUAUAUUAACAGAGGAUUGGUCUCCUGCUCUCAGUGUGCAAAGCAUUUGUCUGAGUAUUGUUUCCAUGCUAAGCAGUUGCAAAGAAAAGAAGAGGCCACCUGACAAUACAUUUUAUGUGAAAACUUGCAACAAGAAUCCAAAAAAGACGAAAUGGUGGUAUCACGAUGACAGUGUGUAAUAUUGAAGAUCAUGCAAAGAUCUUAUCAACUUGUCAACAUAAGAUUGUUGGACCAAGUGAACAUUCAAAAUGGAACCUGAUGCAUUAAAAAAUAGAAUUUUGCAUGUAAUAUUGGGUUGUGACAAAAAUUUAUAACAGUCUUUUAAUGAAAUUCCAAAAUAAUUAUUACAUUACAUUCAUAUGAGAUACAUGGAGUAUCUUUCUAAUAUCCUGUAUUGUAUGAGUUAUUCUUUAUUAGUAG
This is a messenger RNA of Pogonomyrmex barbatus (red harvester ant), 822 nucleotides long. Its product is annotated as ubiquitin-conjugating enzyme E2 W. NCBI's taxonomy places the organism in Eukaryota, Metazoa, Arthropoda, Insecta, Hymenoptera, Formicidae. The record is from RefSeq and is a predicted model, not a curated record.